GAUGUUGGGUCCCCGCGGCGUGACGCGAGCACGGCGGCUCCGCCCCCUGCGUCUCGGGCCUCGCUGGCCUUGGGGGGAUGGUUUCAUCAUGGCGUCAAUGCAGAAACGACUGCAAAAAGAACUGUUGGCUUUGCAGAAUGACCCACCUCCUGGGAUGACUUUAAAUGAAAAGAGCGUUCAGAAUUCAAUUACGCAGUGGAUCGUAGACAUGGAAGGUGCACCAGGAACCUUAUAUGAAGGGGAAAAAUUUCAACUUCUGUUUAAAUUUAGUAGUCGAUACCCUUUUGACUCUCCUCAGGUCAUGUUUACUGGUGAAAAUAUUCCCGUUCAUCCUCAUGUGUAUAGCAAUGGUCAUAUCUGUUUAUCCAUUCUAACAGAAGACUGGUCCCCAGCGCUCUCAGUGCAGUCAGUCUGUCUCAGCAUUAUCAGCAUGCUUUCCAGCUGCAAAGAAAAGAGACGACCACCAGAUAAUUCUUUUUAUGUGCGAACAUGUAACAAGAAUCCAAAGAAAACAAAAUGGUGGUAUCAUGAUGAUACUUGUUGAUGCCACUGUUCUCAUCCUCGUAGCAGAAGAUAGUCCUACUGAGAAAAUGAGCACUUUGAUCAUUCAGUCUUUGAACUUUAACCUUUGACUGGAAGUGACCUAUAGGCAAUGAAGACUACUUCCUUUUACUGCAUUUUUACUCGUGUGCAUUCUGGGCGCAUGUUGAUCGCUGGUUCAGUCCAGGCAACUGACAUGCUUUUAUUAGUCAUACAGUAUUAAUGCAGGUGUCAGGAAAUGUCAAAUAUAAUUCCAUUUUUUUAUUUUUAUUUUUUUAAGCUUUUGGAAAAGUUCCAGGUCCUCAUGUAUUGUGCAAUAACAGUGACUUCCUCAGUGGUUUGGGGACGUUCAUUGCCGGCAAUGGACGUUGUAAAAAGAAGAGUUUUCUUAACUCCUGCCACUUGGUGAUUAAUGCAUGAUAGGGCCUAUGAAAUGAAUUUAUCGGUUGUUGUGGGAUUAUAAGGAAAGUGAGGAAUCCAACAUUACAUUGAAAGCCACCCCAACUGUUGAUCUAUGGAUUCUAUGCACUGUGAUCCUCAGGCUAACAGCAUGAAAUCACAUGCGUCUCUUAAGGACCGAAAGAAAGAUCAUUGAAUAUUUAUUUAAUUGUUUAUAUCUGCUGUCAAACUGUUUUGGCAUGGACAGUUUUCGAGGAACAUUGGCAGAGAGGUACAAUAUGUUAUCCCUAUGGUGAAAUAAAUUCAUUUGUUGUAUAUAGUCCUCAAUCUCUGAAGUAAAGGUGUGAAUAAUAGGUUGUGAAUGGGUUAACCAAGGCGUUGUUUUGGAAGUAAAAAAAAAAAAUGGCAGUGAUGAUUAAAUUACUGCCAUCUACCAUUUGGGCCUGUUAUUAAUUUUCCAAGUAUAUUACACUCUGUUACUUCCUGCUAGCCAUCAGCAUGAGCCCUUUUGCCUAGACACUAUUUCAUUUAUUUAUGUUGAGAAAAAAAUCCAUAAACAUUUUUGUUUGUAAUCUUGUUUCUUUUGUUAUGUUUUCAGUUGUUUAAAUGUUACAAUACUUUAAUUGAAAGAAUUUUGUCAAGUUUUUUCUUGUAAAUUUUCUUUACUUGUAUCAUCUUGUCUUUCAAUACUGUACCCUAAAAUGAGAAAUACAUUUUUGACAGAGGCUUAAUGUUUUAACAAAAGAGUGUGGACAUUAUUAUUUUAAGAUUUUGGCAAAAGGAUACUACAAAAAUGAUCUGUUUGCUUGUUUGUCUCACAUAUCCAUUGUGCAGGGUUUCUUGGAAGAAUUUGUUUUGUUUGUUGAGAAGAUUUUGCUUCCAGCUAGAUGAAGUUUUUCUGCUUUUCUCUACUCUUAUCUAUCUGUAUUUAUCUCUAUCUAUCUAUCUAUCUAUCUAUCUAUCUAUCAUCUAUCAAUCAUCUCUCUCUGUGAUCUAUAAACAGUUGUUGAGAAGGUUCCAUCUGAAGUACCAUGUACCAUGUAAUGAUGCUACAACUAGGUCUUUUUAAGAAGCGAUUAAUGUAUUUUAUAAAUUACCUUUUCACAUAUGCAAGAUCUGUUUCUAUGACAAUGUUAUUUUUACUAAUGCCUUAUUGUUGCACUCUUUUUGAAUAUCUUGCAGUGAAUAUAUUAAUCAAUUUGGGCUGAAAAAUAAAAGCCAGUUGGCUGAAAGGUC
This is a messenger RNA of Arvicanthis niloticus (Nile rat), 2175 nucleotides long. NCBI's taxonomy places the organism in Eukaryota, Metazoa, Chordata, Mammalia, Rodentia, Muridae. The record is from RefSeq and is a predicted model, not a curated record.